CUCUCCCUCUUUGAUUUGACUGGUCUCCGGCUGCUGGAGCAGGAUGGAGGAUACUACCACAGCGGCGGCGAUAGCAGCCCGGGGAAUGUCCGUGUCGACUGAGGAGAGGGAGGCAUGGAUGGAAAGGGCAAUGCACAUGGCUAAAGAAGCCCUAGAAAAUGGUGAAGUUCCUGUUGGAUGCCUCAUGGUCUACAAUAACAAAGUUCUGGCAAAGGGGAGGAAUGAAGUUAAUCAAACUAAAAAUGCUACACGACAUGCAGAAAUGGUAGCAAUUGAUCAGGUCCUAGAGUGGUGUCAUCGUUAUGGUAAAAGUCCUACAGAAGUAUUUGAACACACUGUAUUAUAUGUCACUGUGGAGCCAUGUAUAAUGUGUGCAGCUGCUCUUCGCCUGAUGAAAAUUCCACUUGUUGUAUAUGGCUGCCAGAAUGAACGAUUUGGAGGUUGCGGCUCUGUUCUGGAUAUUGCUUCUGCAGACUUACCAAAUACUGGGACACCAUUCCAGUGCAUUCCUGGAUAUCAAGCUGAGGAAGCAGUGGAAAUGUUAAAGACCUUCUACAAACAAGAAAAUCCAAAUGCACCAAAAUCAAAAGUCCGGAAAAAGGAAGGUCACAAAUGUUGAACUUCAUCUGAUGGAAGACCCAUCUUUAAUAGUGACUUCAAUAAAAUGCUUGUAAUGGAAACAUUUAACAUGACAUGGCUGAAUCACAUAUCCAGCCAUGGUCCAGCCAUACCAGCAAACCAAAUGUUCCUCAUGUUCUAUCAAUUGCAGUGGUUAUCCUCCAUUCUUGGAAAAGUCUUCCUCUUUAUCUCUACCUCUUAGAAUACUUGAUUCUUUCAAAAUUCAGUUCAAACUCCAUCUUCUGCAAGAAGAUUUUUCUGGUUUUUCCCAGCUAGAAGUGCCUUAAAAACUUAACAGCAAAAGUUACCUUGUAUUUAUCUUGAAUGUGUCUUAUUUAUACAUAUAUAGGUACAUGUUGUAAUUCAGAAUAUAAGCUCCCUGGGGAAAGGACUGUUUUGUUUUUCUUUUGUAUCUCUUGAAUUUAGCACAGUGUCUGAUACAUAGUAGCAGAUCAAUAAAUAAUGAUAUAUUUUAAUUAAUUAAAA
This is a messenger RNA of Monodelphis domestica (gray short-tailed opossum), 1104 nucleotides long. It is a transcript of the gene ADAT2, whose product is annotated as adenosine deaminase tRNA specific 2. The record is from RefSeq and is a predicted model, not a curated record. Lineage: Eukaryota; Metazoa; Chordata; Mammalia; Didelphimorphia; Didelphidae. Gene Ontology annotation, molecular function: tRNA-specific adenosine-34 deaminase activity; zinc ion binding. Gene Ontology annotation, biological process: tRNA wobble adenosine to inosine editing. Gene Ontology annotation, cellular component: cytoplasm; nucleus.